AUGUCUCUUGAAAAUAAAUCACACAAAUUAUUCCCCAACUUUUCAACUAGCAUGCCCUCAGCUGAAACUUCUACGAACUUUUCACUUUCGGGAAAGUCGUUACCUAUAUUCACUUCAGGUUGCUCAUCAACUAGUAUGACAUCUUGGGGGGCAAACGAAAAUAGUAAUAAUACAAAGGAUAAUAAUGAAGGAUCGUAUGGAGAUAGAUUCAUUCCUAUUAGAACCGGUGAUAUGAUAUCCGAGUUUCAAAGACGAGCAGCAACGUCUACAGAAGAAAAAUCACAAAAGCGGAAGCGAGAAGAACCAGAAGGCAAGAAAAAAGACACUCAUAUUUUCGUUUAUAUCAUUCCAAAGGGCAAUAAAUUCCUUAAGUUCCAUUCGUCAUUGCCAAAACGCCGUGGUAUCUUAGAUACGCCUUUUAGAAACGUAUAUUCUACAACUCCAUUUUCGCGUCAAGUAGAGGAUUUAAUGACAAAACCUCGUAAACCUACCAGAACAAUUAAUCCACUGCCAUAUCAAAUGCUCGCGUUUUGCAAUGAACUGAUGCUCAAGGAUGAUUUUUAUUUGAACGUGGUAGAUUGGUCUACUUCAAAUAUUUUAAGCUUGGGGCUCGAAAGUUGCGUUUAUUUGUGGAAUACUGGAACAUCCAAGGGUUCUCAACUCGCAAUUGGCACAGCGGAAGGCAAACUUCAAAUCUGGGAUACUCAGAAACUAAUGAAAAUCCGCGAUUGCACUUCGCAUAGUUCACGAAUUGGAACUCUUUCUUGGAAUGGAAACCUACUAACCACCGGUAGCGCCGACCGUUGCAUAUUCCAUAGAGAUCCAAGAAGUCCUUACGAUAAUAUCCGUGUUUUAACAGAUCAUAAAUCCGAGAUAUGUGGAUUGAAAUGGAACAAUGAAGGAAAUCAACUAGCAAGUGGUGGUAAUGCCAAUGAAUUAUUUAUCUGGGAAGGCUUGAAUUUGUCUCCAAUCAGAAAGCUUGAUGGUCAUAAAGCUGCUGUUCGAGCUCUUUCAUGGAGUCCUCAUUCAAGAAAUUUAUUAGUAAGCGGAGGUGGUCAUUUAGAUCGGCAAAUACGUUUCUGGAAUACUUUGGAUUCAAGAUGCUUAGCAAGUUAUAAUUCUUCUAUCAAGGUAUGUAACUUGCAAUGGUCACCCACGGCAAAUGAAAUUGUUUCAACCCACGGAUGGUGGAAAAAUGAUGUAAUAGUUUGGCAAUAUCCUUCGAUGGAAAAGAUUGCGACCUUAAAAGGGCAUAAUUAUCGUGUGCUUUAUUUCUCUUUAUCUCCUAAUGGUGAAGAUAUUGUGACUGGUGCUGGUGGCGAUGAUAAUACUUUACGAUUCUGGAAAGUUUUUAACGCUCCACUCAGUAACAAAAAGAAAAUUACCAAAUCAGCGUUUAAGUUAGAUGGACUAAUUCGGUGA
Molecule: messenger RNA, 1422 nt
Organism: Cetraspora pellucida
Lineage: Eukaryota; Fungi; Glomeromycota; Glomeromycetes; Diversisporales; Gigasporaceae
Source: the annotation of a GenBank genome assembly